Oldenlandia corymbosa var. corymbosa is the source of this 702-nucleotide messenger RNA. Lineage: Eukaryota; Viridiplantae; Streptophyta; Magnoliopsida; Gentianales; Rubiaceae. The record is from the annotation of a GenBank genome assembly.
AUGGGGAAGAGUGAUCUAAAGCUUCUCGGAUUGCGUGCGAGCCCAUUCGUGAAUCGGGUUCAGUUCGCCCUCAACCUCAAGUCAUUAGACUAUGAGUUCAUCACCGAGAAUUUGCCUAAUAAAAGUGAGCUCCUUUUGAAAUCGAACCCGAUUCACAAGAAGAUCCCGGUUCUCAUCCACGGCGAUAAGCCCAUCUGUGAAUCGCUCGUGAUUGUGCAGUACAUCGACGAGCUCUGGUCGGAUGGUCCUUCAAUCCUUCCUGCCGAUCCGUAUGACCGCGCAAUCGCCCGCUUCUGGGCUGCUUAUAUAGACGACAAGUGGUUUCCAGCGUUGAGGCAGUUUAGAUACUCCGAGGGAGAAUCAAGGGGAGAGCUUUUGGAGAAAUUGGUUGAAGGUGUGGCAUUAUUGGAGGAUGCUUUUGUGAAGUCCUGCAGUAAAGGAAAGAGCUUUUUCGGUGGUGAAAACGUGGGCUUCUUGGACUUGGCUUUUGGUUGCCACUUGGGCUGGUUAAGGGCUGUUGAAACAAUAGCUAAUGUCAAAAUACUUGACAAAACCAAGGCCCCUGCCUUGGCUGAAUGGACUGAAAGAUUCACCUCGCAUAAAGCUGUAAAGGGCACUCUUCCAGAGCCUGAAGAACUCGUUAACCAUCACAAUAAGAUGAUGCAAGCUAAGGCUGCUGCAGCUUCUCAAGCAUCGAAGUGA